Messenger RNA from Aspergillus saccharolyticus JOP 1030-1, 1037 nucleotides. Its product is annotated as class I SAM-dependent methyltransferase. Bases 75 to 1037 code for a protein of 320 amino acids. The transcript has 3 exons. NCBI's taxonomy places the organism in Eukaryota, Fungi, Ascomycota, Eurotiomycetes, Eurotiales, Aspergillaceae. The record is from RefSeq and is a predicted model, not a curated record.
CAGCAGACAUUCAUCUCACACAUUGAUCCUCUUUCAGAUCCCUCCAUCCUCUUCUUCACCCCAUCCUCAAUCCAAUGACCACACAAACCCCAUCCACAUGGCAAUGGAUCCAAGGCCUACUGGAACCCGGCCAGAUUCUAUCCAUGGCCAUGAAAAGCUAUCUGCACGUUUGCAUUGAGGCAAUCGUCCGCGACGGCCACAUCCUCGCUCCCAUCCUCGAUACCCAGCGGCUGCGCAACGAAGCCUUUGGUCGAUUCUGGCUGGCUUUUAGCGCACCUCCAUCCCAGAUCCCCCCUGCUCAACAACCAGUACAACAGCAGCCACAGCAGCCACAGCAGGUCCCACCAAGAAUUACCGGCUCCGCAGACCUCAUCCCCCCCCUCCUCGCCACCGCCACCGGCCUCACCCUCGACAUCGGCCCCGGCACCGGCACGCAGAUACCCCACCUGCGCUCCCCAGCUAUCACCGCCCUGUACGGGGUGGAACCCUGUCACCCUCUGCACGAUGCGUUGCGCGCCCGCGCUACAGCGGAGGGGGUGGGCGAGAAGUACACGGUUCUGGGGUGCAGCGUCGCUCCGGCGCAGCUUCUGCCCGCCCUCGAGCAGGCUGGUCUAUCGACAGCCGGGGACGGGGUGUUUGAUACGAUUCUCUGUGUCCGGGUGCUGUGUUCGGUACCGGAUCUGGAGGGGACGGUGCAGGGGCUGUAUCGUUUACUCAAGCCCGGGGGCAGGGUGAUUGUGGUAGAGCAUGUGGUGAGUGCGUGGUCGCGAGGAAAGGGGUCGCUGGUGGCCCGGGUGAUGCAGGGGGUUUAUGAGAUGUUGGGGUGGAGGUGGUUUGUGGGGGAUUGUUGUUUGACUCGGGACACGGAGAAGGUGUUGCGGAUGGCGGCAAGAGAGGAUGGUGGGUGGGAGAGGGUCGAGUUGGAGAGGUAUUUUGCGGAUGGGGUAUUGCCGUAUGUGGCCGGGGUUUUGGUGAAGAAGGGGGGGGAGACGAGGGAGGUUGGAGUGGAACAGGAGGGGGUGUUGCGACGGAGGUAA